Molecule: messenger RNA, 1022 nt
Organism: Nylanderia fulva
Lineage: Eukaryota; Metazoa; Arthropoda; Insecta; Hymenoptera; Formicidae
Biological process (GO): regulation of transcription by RNA polymerase II
Cellular component (GO): transcription regulator complex; nucleus
Source: RefSeq, a predicted model, not a curated record
AUAUUUUGCUUCAUCGCUGUGAAGUUCAAUUGAAUGAACAGCAAAGCAGCAAGACAAAAAGACACGCUAUCAUCAUCAAUAAAAAAUGGCAUUGAGUGAGAUUCAACUUGUUAACACUUGCGGAAUUUGCGAAGAAAUUGUAGAUAAACCUGAAAUUCGCAAACAUAAAUGUUUAGCAGGAUUCAAAAAAUUCUACGUGGAUAAAAAUCGAUAUUUUUAUCCAGUAUGUGAGGAUAACACAAUAAUACGACGAAGUGCAAUGAAUAAUGGUGAAGAAAACAUUGUAAUAGAUGAAACACCUAUUGUCAGUAACAAAGAAUCGGAGACGUUUAAUGAUUUUUCUGAUUCCAUGGAUAUAGAUGAAUUAUUUAUCGAAGAAGUUUCUAAACACGAAGUAUUAUAUAAUUACAGUAUUCCUCUUCAACAACGUAAUAGAGCAAUAAUAAAUGAAACGUGGAUAGAAGUUUCAAAGGCUUUGGGAGGGCGUUUAGAUCCAAAACAAGCUGCUAAAAAAUGGAAGAUACUACGAGAUAGCUAUUCUCGUGAGUUGGCUAAAGAAAAAUUACCAAGUGGGGCAGAACGACCUACUUUGAAGCGAAAAUGGAAACAUUUUGAUCGAAUGGAUUUUUGCGCGACACCAUUUAUAGAAAGAAUACAAGUGAUAAUCUUCCUGGAAAUGAGGAAAACAGCGAAAACAAUGAAAAUAUACCACCAAUUCCAAAGAAAGGACGAAUGUCAAUCAUACCGAUGGACGAUACAGCAUCAACUGCACUCAACAAAAUUGCAGAUGCAAUUACUACAAUCAGCGCAAUUCCCGAACCUGUGCAAUUGCCUAUGUUACCACUUCCUGACAAACAGGAUGACGUCGAUGGAUUGAUGCUUAUAAUAUCUGUUCAAUUACGAAAACUGCCGGAACGAAAAAGGAGAACUUUAAUAUUUGAAAUAUUAUCAUUCGUGAAUGAUAAAAUUAAUAAUAUUUUGUUUUAAUAACUUUUAUGUAUGCAAAACUGUAAAUUUUUACA